AUGUCGGUGCCUGGGCGCGUGGCUCCCCUUCCUCUGCGUCGGCGCCCCGCUCGUGCUUUCUAUCGAUUUCUACCUAUCUCCAGAGACCUACUCCUUAAGCGCUACUAUGACCCUUCUCCCUCCUUUAAUCCGUGCCUCGUAGUCCCUCGUCCCUUCUAUUCAGCUGUCUACCUGCCUAGAGCGCCUUUGCAUAUAACCUUUUGUUUCCCCAGAGGCAACAUAAGCGACAUCGCAGAUCUAUCCUCAGCGACUGACAGUGAUACUUCGGGGGUGUCUUUCCGGCCUGACUUCGAUACCACUGACGACUCCGAUUCUAGGGAUGCCUCAACUUUAACCGGGCUGACCAACCCGGAACCCAGCUAUCUACCCGAUAACUAUAACGGGCCGUUAACUUAUUUAAAACGACCUAUGCGCUGCCUAGCGGACGUUGGUGUUUUGCCUGAUUUUAGCGAUAACCCUAAUAACGAUAUAGACAAGGACCUUACAGAUAUACCGCUUGAUUAUAGACGUUUAGACCAAACCAAGGUUCAGGGUCGACGAAUAGAAAAGCGCUGGUAUAAGUAA
This is a messenger RNA of Penicillium alfredii, 564 nucleotides long. RefSeq lists its product as uncharacterized. NCBI's taxonomy places the organism in Eukaryota, Fungi, Ascomycota, Eurotiomycetes, Eurotiales, Aspergillaceae. The record is from RefSeq and is a predicted model, not a curated record. Bases 1 to 564 code for a protein of 187 amino acids. The transcript is spliced from 2 exons.